UUUGUUUUUGACCAACAUGAAUCGCCUUGGUCAAAUAAAACAAGAAUCAACAACGGCAACAAUUGAUCAAAAAAAGAUUAGUUGACUCGUUCAAGUUGCUUCAUAAAACAAAAGAACUGAGUCAAAAGGUCAAAUUAAAAAAAAAUAAAAUAAAAGAAAAAUUCAAUCUUAUCCAGCUUAGAAUCUUCCUCACAAAAACCCUUUCUUUCUCAUUUAUUCUCUCCAUAAAUUCUCCUUCUGUUUCUCUUUGCCGCCAUAACCAUUACCAAACUCAAGCUCUCUCUCCCUCUUUCAUUAAACAUGAGAAACCAUUUCUUCAAAUCUCCUGCCAGAUCCACGCCGUCUCAUUCCCCGCCGUCUCAUUCUCCGCCGUCGCACGCCCUCUGUGAGUCUCUAAUGGAGGAGAAUAUCGAUGUUGCAGAAACCCUAAUUACGAAGUGGGAUUGUACUGCUUCCUCUUAUGCCGACAUCACUCCUCUGUUUCAAGACGACCGCUACGAGGCCAACCAGUACCUCAAAGCUGUCAAGGAUUUACAAACGGCGAUGCAGUAUUUCGGCUCCGAGCAUAUGAGCUCUCACCAUCUUGUUCGUGCUCAGAAUUUGAUGCAGACUGCUAUGAAGAGGUUGCAGAGGGAGUUCCAUCGGAUUUUGGCGGAGAAUCGAGCGCAUUUGGAUCCGGAAUCGAUUUCGAAUCGGUCGUCUAGAGAUUCUGUUUUGACUGGUAACUCUGAUUUGGAAGAUGAGCCUGAGGAUGAUUUGCGAUUUGCGAACGAGAAUGUUACUGAGGAGGAGCGGAUUUCGAGAUCGGCUAUAGCGGAUUUGAAAUCGAUUGCGGAAGGUAUGAUUUCUGCUGGUUAUGGUAAAGAAUGUGUGAAGAUUUAUACUGUUAGUAGGAAAUCCAUUGUUGAGGAAGGAUUGUAUAAUCUUGGAGUUGCGAAAACGAGUUAUCAUCAUGUUCAUAGAAUGGAGUGGGAGGUUUUGGAAGUGAAAAUCAAGAACUGGUUGAAUGCUGUUAAAAUUGCGGUUAAAACUUUCUUUGAAGCGGAGAAAUUCCUCUCCGAUCAAGUUUUUUCGUGUUCUGCUUCGAUUCGAGAGUCUGUUUUCUCAGAAAUAACUAAAGAAAGUGCUCUGACUCUCUUUGGCUUCCCGGAAAUGGCGGUGAAAUCGAAGAAAACUCCGGAGAAAAUUUUCCUGAUUCUUGAUCUGUACGAAGCGAUCUUCGAUCUCUGGCCGGAAAUCGAAUCGAUGUUCAUCUACGAAUCGACAGCCUCCAUCCGAUCUUUAAUCGACCAUUCGCUAACAAAAAUCGCCGAAAGCAUCCGCUCCAUGCUCAUCGAUUUCGAAUCUCACAUCCAAAAAGACUCGUCCAAAACGCCAGUCCCAGGCGGCGGAGUUCAUCCACUCACUCGCUACGUGAUGAACUACAUCGCAUUCCUCAGCGAUUACAGCGGAAUCCUCCCCGGAAUAGUGGCGGAUUGGCCGUUAACGCUCCAUUCUCCAUUACCGGAAUCCUUCUUCGGCGGUAACGAUCCAGAAGAAAAUCCUCUCACCAUACGCAUGGCUUGGUUGAUUCUAGUCCUUCUCUCGAAGCUCGACAGCAAAGCAGAGGUAUACCACGACGCGCCUCUGUCGUACAUCUUCCUCGCAAACAACCUGGAGUACAUCGUCGUGAAGGUACGAACCUCAAAUCUCAGAUUCGUUCUCGGAGACGAGUGGAUCGAGAGCAAUGAAACUAAGGUGAAGCAAUACGCGUCAAGCUACCAACGGAUGGGAUGGAGCAGAGUGUUCUUAUCAUUGCCGGAGAAUCCAACGGCGGAUAUCUCGCCGGAAAGAGCAAGAAAACACUUCCACGAUUUCAAUAUCGCAUUCGAAGAAGCGUAUAGACAUCAAGCGUCGUGGAUUGUGACGGAUUCGAGGCUACGUGAGCACAUAAAGAUCUCGCUGGGGAAGAAACUCGGCACGCUCUACGGUGAGUUCUACAUGAAAUACCGUUCGCGAUUGGAGAAUCUAUACGGAAGUGAUUCGGAGGUGAGAUUUGCGCCGGAUGAUUUAGGAAACUACUUGUCGGACUUGCUUCACGGCGAUGGGAAUUCAGGGGGGAGUGUUUCUUCAUCGUCGUCGUUGUCGUCUUCGCCGUACCAUUUUCACGGUGGUCGGCGGAGUGGAUGAGGGCGGCGGAUAAGGACAAAUUUUAGAAGUGAUGUGUGAAGGAUAAAUUUUCAGACGUGUAUAAAUCAAAUUGUCUGUUUUUCAUUUUCUUCCUUAUUUUUCUUUUUUGAUGGAUUGAUUGAUUAUUUUGUAAUGUAAAUUCCCUUUCCCCAUUGGUGGGGACACUUGUUUAGUGGAAUUGGGUACAUCACCUUUUUGUUAAAA
Molecule: messenger RNA, 2373 nt
Organism: Benincasa hispida (wax gourd)
Lineage: Eukaryota; Viridiplantae; Streptophyta; Magnoliopsida; Cucurbitales; Cucurbitaceae
Source: RefSeq, a predicted model, not a curated record